UGUCAGUGCCUGUGGGAUGGAGUUACAGUUGUAGGGCACUUUCCUCCAUCUGGAUGCUUCCUCGAGCUCUUUUUCGUGUCCUGUCCCAUGCAGAGGGUCCUGCAUCCUCCCUCCCAGUCUGACUCCAGUCCACUCCAGUGUUAGUGAGUUUUAGAUCCAGAGACACAGAGAGUGUGUGAGAGAGUGUGUGAGAGAGUUGCUCAGUUCCUCGGACAGGAUGAAGCUGCGCUCCGCGUGCGUCCCCCUGCUGCUCCUCGCGCUGUUGGCCGGUCAGCACGGCGGGUCCCGGGUCCGGCUGGCGCGGCUGGACCGCUGGGUGAAGGCUGCCUUCCAGUACGUGAAGCUGAGCCUGUGCCGCAGGGUCAGUCUGCCGGACGGCGAGUGCUCCAGACUGGCCCACCUCCGCCUGUCCGGAGUGGUGGUCUACGUGUCCGAGUCCGGCCCGGAACAAGUUCUGGCCAUCCUGCCGGACUCCCAGUCCACCGGCUCCCCGGCAGCGGCUUCGGACGAGCCCGGGGCCAACCGGGAGCUGUUCCCCGGAGCCAGCGCGCACGACGCCGUCCUGGUGCUGGACCCCAGCCCGGAGGAGAGCUUCGGACACCCCGUGGUUCUCUUCUACCUGGACUUUAACGUGACCAAGAAGAAGUGCGGACACAUGGACGGGGUUUAUCUGGGAGAGGAGUGUCUGACGUUGGCCCUGAAAACUCGCUGCCAGAACCAGCUGAAGCGGAGACGGAGCCGCAGUGACCGCAUGGCAGGGAGAACACGGUUCCGCAGGAGUGCCCUGUCCAGAGGAGGCAGAGUGGAGCGCAGCAGUGGCCUGUGUGAGAUCCACUUUUUGCCCCUUGUGGUUGGAGUGGGGGACAGCAACCGUACCCAGCGCCUACGCUGUGUGGAACAUCCAGAGUUCGCCAGAUGCCCACAGCCCUUACCCCUCACCAGGCCCAGCGUGCCCAUCUCCAGCUGUGAGCUGAAUAAAAACACCCGCCGAUGCCACCAGCAGCCCCUCGCCACACACCUCUCCUGCCGCCUCUACCAGACCUGUGACCAUGCAGUCCUGCUCUCAGGUGGCUGGCAGGAGCAGAUCACAUACCAGCGCCAUGUGCAGAACCUGCUGGUCUUUUACAGGAUGCUGAGGAACAACGGCUUCCAUAAGGAUCACAUCAAAACCUUCUUUGCUGGAAAUGGUCAAGUAGCAGCUAAAGAAGCAGAAGGGAUGUAUCCAGCCACAGAGAAGGAGGUGAUCAGGAACCACAUCUCCUAUAUCUGCCGCAAGCAGCACUGUGCAGACACCCUGGUCCUCUACCUGAACAGCCCCACCCGCAACGAUGGGACCAUGCUGCUGUGGGACCGCAACAACAAUGGCAUCGCGGAUCUGAAGGAGCGCUACACGGUGGGGGAGCUGCUGGCUGACCUGGCGGGCUGCAGGGCCAGUCGAGUGCUGCUCUUUGUGGAGCAGAGCUACACCUCUGUUCUCAGUAAGAGACUGAGGAGCUCUCUCAAACACCUCAACGUGGUGCUGCUCAACGGCCUGCCCUGGGUGGACACAGCGCAGUUCUGGGCCUCUCUGCCUCCAUCCCACUGCCUUAUAGACCACCUGAGUAAGAGUGCAGUGAUGCCUCGUGUGGAUGAUGCAGCAGCCAGCCUGCUGAACGUCACCCUGGCUGGAGCUCCCUGUAACUCCACACCUCCUCUAACUGAGGCCGAGAUGAGGAAGGAGUAUAUGGGUUGCCAGAACCUGCCCACAGCCCUGUGGCACCAGGGCCGCCGCAAGCCUGAUGACAGCAUGAGGAACUGAGAGGAGAGAGAGAGUGAGAGGUCGAGAGAGAAAGAAAGAGAUUAUGCUGCUUCUUCUAGCACACCAUCCCAGUCAUCCAGCACUCAACCACCAACAGAAUCCAGAAUGGCAAACGUGGCUUAGCUCUUCUUCAGUUGACUCUUCUUUGACUCCUCUUCAUUUUCAUGUUUAAUCCUAGAUUCUUUAGGACAGUUCAUUUUUAGAAGGCUACUGAGUGAGAACACAAAUCAAAUGAACAGUUAUAAAUUAUUGUUGCUCAUGUUCAAUUCAAACCAUCAUGAAUCGGAUCCAGAACCUCCAGUGGAUGGAGAGAAAAAGGCCAGUAUGGACACAGAGGGAGCGAGGGAAGAUGAGGAUUAGGAAGCUGCAAGAAAGUGUAUGAUGUCCUCACUCUGAACUCCAGCUCUCCCUGCUAUGCACUCUUCAGCAGGCCCUCUUGCUCCUGGCUUUUUCUCUACCCGCCGUGGGGGUUCAGCGGGCGGGCAGAGCCGCUCUCCAGCCGGAGCGUCCUUCCGCGGGUCAGCGCGCAAGCCACGGCUAGAGAUGAACAAUGGUGACAACGCCACUCAGCCGCACACCUCACGCCUACUUUAACAUUUCAGGACAAAUCUACAGUUCCCUCUCAGACGGCCUGAAGGAACGGAGGCCCGGCCAUGAUUUAGUCAUGAGAACUGUUCCUUCGGCGGGCGCCGUCCCCGACGCUGCCCCUUGCAAGGCCACUUUAGAGCUCUCUCCUACACUUACAGGCUCUUGCUAACCACUCUGCAACCAGCAUGCCCUCAAACCCCUCGCCCACGUCAGCAGCGUCGGCCUAUAGGAGAACACAUGGAGGAUACGGAGCUGUCCCGCUGGUCUCUGCCGGGAUUUCAGUACAAACUCUCAAAAAUUAAUCAAGGCCAUUGCAGGUUUAAAGAAGUAACGAGCAAAGUGGACAUCUCUAUGCCACAGCCAAGCACCUCCCCCUGCAGCCAGGCGAAAGUCUAUUGGUGUGCUAUAAAAAGAAAAAAGGACAUUGUGAGAGCGAGGUCAGUUAUUGCUGACUUUCACAUGCCUUCCUUCCCCCUUUCUCUUGUACAAAUUCCCAUUAAAUCAUGUUCUCAGUGUAUUUAGGUAAACAUAGUUUAACAGACUAUAUAAAUAUAUAAAAGCUUUAACGUCAGUAAAGUCAACGGAUACUGUUUUUGUAUAGACAACAAAGUAUGUGCUUCAUUCUGUAAAUAUCUGUCGUGUUCUGCUAAACAAAUGAUGAUGUCAAGACGAUGUCGAGUAAUGUCGAGUAAGAGGUUGAUAAAUGUCCUCAUUGCUGUUGCUGUUGUGUGUUAAACCAUAGUGUGUGUGUAUGUGUGUGUGUGUUUGAACUGAUGUAAAUACUUAAAAUAAAUUAACUUUUGUACAUA
Astyanax mexicanus (Mexican tetra) is the source of this 3195-nucleotide messenger RNA. RefSeq lists its product as uncharacterized. Lineage: Eukaryota; Metazoa; Chordata; Actinopteri; Characiformes; Acestrorhamphidae. The record is from RefSeq and is a predicted model, not a curated record. The transcript has 7 exons. Bases 218 to 1798 code for a protein of 526 amino acids.